UAUGCCAUACAGAUAAGUAAAAAGCACUAUCUGCAACGUACGCCGUAAGGCACUACAUUUCUUUAUCCGAAAGCGGUGUCGGAGCAGUGAGUGAACAAUGUAAUCGUGUAUAUUUAACGUAACAUAUGCCCCCCCCCCCUUAUCUACCUUGUUGCAGGAGCACAGCAGCGGCGCAAUUCAGAGAGCAGCGUAAGUCGAGGGAGGUUCUCCAGUCGUCGGCAACGCGAGUCACUCCCGGAAACGCGGAAGUAAAACCACACGGCCAAGAGAUGCCGAUAACGAAGAUCUGUUGCAUCGGGGCCGGCUACGUAGGCGGGCCGACCUGCAGCGUGAUAGCCCUCAAGUGCCCCCACAUCCGGGUGACGGUGGUCGACAAGUGCAGCGAGCGCAUAUCCCAAUGGAACUCAACGAAGCUGCCCAUCUACGAGCCCGGCCUCGACGACGUCGUCCAACGCUGCCGCGGCAGGAAUCUCUUCUUCUCCACCGACAUCGCGCAGGCAAUCGAGGAGGCGGAGCUGAUCUUCAUUUCGGUGAACACGCCGACAAAGACCUUCGGCAACGGCAAGGGCCGGGCUGCCGAUUUGAAGCACGUCGAGAGCGCGGCGCGGAUGAUAGCCGAGAUAGCCGCUGGUGACAAGAUUGUCGUCGAGAAGAGCACCGUACCGGUGCGCGCGGCGGAGAGUAUCAUGAAAAUACUGAGGGCCAACCACAAACCUGGUGUCUCCUAUCAGAUCCUGUCGAAUCCGGAGUUCCUGGCCGAGGGCACGGCCAUCAAAGACCUGAUCAACGCCGACCGGGUCCUGAUCGGCGGCGAGGAGACACCCGAGGGUCAAGCUGCGAUAGAGAAGCUCAGCCAGGUGUACGAGAACUGGAUACCCAGGAGGAACAUACUCACGACCAACACUUGGAGCUCGGAGCUCUCAAAAUUGGCAGCCAACGCUUUCCUGGCCCAGAGGAUAUCGAGCAUAAACGCGCUGUCGGCGAUCUGCGAGUCGACGGGGGCCGAUAUUUCCGAGGUCGCCCGAGCCAUAGGCGGAGACACGCGCAUCGGCCCGAAAUUCUUGGAGGCGUCCAUCGGCUUCGGGGGCUCUUGCUUCCAGAAGGACAUACUCAAUCUCGUUUACAUCGCCGAGUGCCUCAACUUGAAGCAGGUCGCUCUUUACUGGCAGACCGUCAUUGACAUGAACGAGUACCAAAAGACCAGGUUUACGAACAAGGUGAUCGAGUCCCUCUUCAACACCGUCUCGGACAAGAAAAUCUCGAUGCUCGGCUUUGCCUUUAAGAAGAACACGGGAGACACGCGCGAGUCGCCAGCCAUCGAUGUGGCCAAGGCCCUGUUGGACGAGGGAGCCAAGUUACACAUUUACGAUCCAAAGGUGGAGGACGCCCAGAUUUUCUUGGACCUGACUCAUCCGCGAGUGACGUCGGAUCCAGAAUACGUCGUUAGCAGAGUCAGUAUUUACAAGGACGCGUACAGCGCCACGAAAAACACUCAUGCGAUCGUCCUCUGCACCGAGUGGGACGAGUUCGGGGAGUUGGAUUACAGAAGGAUCUAUGCGGAAAUGAUGAAACCUGCGUACAUAUUCGACGGCAGGAAAAUCCUCGAUCACGAUAAGUUGAUGAAAAUCGGUUUCAUCGUGCAAACGAUCGGUAAGAGAUUGACGAGAACUGCGGUAUCGCGGGCUUGGGGGAGUCAGACGCAGAUGUAAAAAAAAAAAGAAAAAAUAGGAAA
This is a messenger RNA of Copidosoma floridanum, 1732 nucleotides long. RefSeq names its product UDP-glucose 6-dehydrogenase sgl (gene sgl). The record is from RefSeq and is a predicted model, not a curated record. NCBI's taxonomy places the organism in Eukaryota, Metazoa, Arthropoda, Insecta, Hymenoptera, Encyrtidae. Gene Ontology annotation, cellular component: nucleus. Gene Ontology annotation, biological process: glycosaminoglycan biosynthetic process. Gene Ontology annotation, molecular function: NAD binding; UDP-glucose 6-dehydrogenase activity.